CUUCCUCCUCCUCACCGCCGCCAAACUCUGCUCACCAUGUAUCUCAACCGGGAGGAGAACAAUAGCAAAGGCUCCUUGUCACUCAGUGUGUUCCUGGUCUCCCUAGCAGUGACAGUGUGUGCUGUGUGGCUAGUGGCUCUUUGUGGCGUCUGUGGUUGGUGUCAACGCAAGCUGGGGAAGAGAAAUAAGCCGGGAGUGGAAACGGCCGACACUCCGGACUCGGCACGUGGGCGAGGGGAGAAGAAAGCCAUCAAUGAUCUAGACAGAGACUUUUGGAAUAACAAUGACAGCAGCACAGUGCAGCAGAAGUGGAGCUCCUAUCCGCCAAAGGAAUUCGUACUUAACAUUUCUCCUUAUGCCCCAUAUGGAGAUCCUCGCCUCACACUCAAGUGAGUCUUGGUCCAAGGUUGGUAAGAGCCUCCCCCCCCCCCACACACCUGAGCUGAGCAGGGCUGUAAUGAGAAAAGAGCACCACCACUCCUUUCUGUAUCCUUCCUUUCCUUUCAUGACCCUUCCCUCCCUUUGGCUACACAAUCACCACCACUUACUCGAGGUGUAACGGUACACACAUAUUU
Molecule: messenger RNA, 575 nt
Organism: Entelurus aequoreus (snake pipefish)
Lineage: Eukaryota; Metazoa; Chordata; Actinopteri; Syngnathiformes; Syngnathidae
Product: synaptotagmin-7-like
Exons: 4
Coding region: 37-393 (118 amino acids)
Source: RefSeq, a predicted model, not a curated record